AUGUCGCAAGCUGGUAUGAAUAAUAGCGCUAGCAUCAGAAGAAAGCUGGUGAUUGUGGGUGACGGUGCGUGUGGUAAAACCUGUCUAUUGAUCGUGUUCGCCAAGGGGAAAUUUCCUCAGGUGUACGUGCCUACCGUAUUUGACAACUAUGUCGCCGACGUGGAAGUGGACGGGCGUCGCGUCGAGCUCGCCCUAUGGGAUACGGCUGGGCAAGAAGACUACGAUCGUUUGAGACCUUUGUCGUACCCAGACUCUAAUGUGGUGCUGAUCUGUUUCUCUAUUGAUCUACCAGACUCUUUGGAGAAUGUGAUGGAGAAGUGGAUUUCCGAGGUCCUGCAUUUCUGUCAAGGUGUGCCCAUUAUCUUGGUUGGCUGCAAGGUUGAUCUAAGAAACGACUCUCAAGUCAUCGAAAACUUGAGAACCAACGGCCAAGAACCUGUUUCUCAGGCUUCUGCCCAGGAAGUUGCCGAACAAAUUGGUGCUGUCGAAUAUAUUGAAUGUUCCGCCAAGACCGGGUACGGUGUGCGCGAAGUCUUUGAAGCCGCCACCAGAGCUUCUCUCAUGGGCAAGCAAAACAAGAGCAAGAAAACCAAAUCUUCGGGCAAGAAAAAGAAGAAGUGUGUUCUAUUGUAA
Lachancea dasiensis is the source of this 633-nucleotide messenger RNA. Lineage: Eukaryota; Fungi; Ascomycota; Saccharomycetes; Saccharomycetales; Saccharomycetaceae. The record is from the annotation of a GenBank genome assembly.